Candidula unifasciata is the source of this 280-nucleotide messenger RNA. The record is from the annotation of a GenBank genome assembly. Lineage: Eukaryota; Metazoa; Mollusca; Gastropoda; Stylommatophora; Geomitridae.
AUGCAGCAGGCUCAACAGGCACAGCAGCAGCAGCAACUCCAACAGUUACAGCAGCAGCCAAGAGUCUCCUCGGUGGCGACCAUGUCGAUUCAGGGGAUGGUGGCCCAACAGGCCCCGACUCCACAGCCGACUCUGACAGCUGCAACCAAUGCCAUGCGCUCUCAGAACACCCCAAUGCCACAGCUGCAGGUGAUCAGCCAGCCAUUACACCAGCAGACCUAUGUGCCACAGUUCCAGGGCUACGCACAGCCCUUCAUGCUGCAGAAUGCAAAUGCUCUGG